AUGUCUGAAGUUGUGAAUGAGAUUAAGGCUGAGGCUCCCUGGUCGGUCGACCACAAGUCUGGCGAGGCCAUGUCGGUCGGGCAGAAGGCCGAGGCCGCCGCCACCGGCGCUGGUGCGUCCCCCGCUAUCGAGCAGCCCAAGGGCGCCGCCGCGGCUGCCCCUGCGGGUGUGACCGAGAAGGCGGGCACUGCUGCUGAGCAGGUUGCCCCCAAGGCUGCCACCGAGUCGGCCGCGCCCGAGGCGGAGGCCACCGUGGCCGCCGCCAAGGCCACCGAGGUCGAGCCGGAGACGAUCGUCGCCUCCGGCGUGAAGCCCACCGAGGUCGAGCCCGUGGCUGGCUCGACUGAGAGGGCCGCCGGAGCUGCUCCCGUCGCUGCUGAUGCCGACUCCCCGGUCGCCACGACGAUGUACACCACCGAGACUCCCGCGGUGGUCGAAUCGGCUGACCACCACCUCGUGGGCGAGUCGCUCCCUAUCACGCACACUCGUAUCCCCGACUAUGACGAGGGUGUGAAGCCCGCGCCGGCGAUCCUGAACAACGACCUUGCUAGCCUGCUGCGCCAGGGCAACGUCAGCCAGGACACCACCUACCUGGCCCCCCGCGGCACCUUUGAGGACCAAGUCGCGCAAACCGAGGCUCCUGAGGAGUUCCCUACCCGCUCGACGUACGGCUCGUCGAUUCCGGAGGGCUACCAGACCUCGACCGCCCCGCUGAGCUACCUCUCGGGCACCCACAUCUCCCACACCGCUCACGCUACCGCGCAGGACACCGAGCCCGUGUCGGCCCACGCCGGCUCGACGCUCCCUGCCACGAACCUGCGUGAGUCGAACAUCGUCUCGGAGCCCACCCCCGCGCUUGAGACCGAGCCCACUGCCGAGCAGCCCUGGUCGGUGCGUGGCGCGGACGCUGGUGAGUACACUGCUGCUGCCACCACGGGUGAGGAGGCCACUCCUGCCGUCCCGUCCAAGACCGAGGGCACGGACGCGGUCGAGUCGGCCGCCGGCGAGGCCAAGGACGCCAAGUCGGGUGGCCCCCUGUCGGGUGUCACGGGCGCCGUGGGUGGUGCCGCCUCGGGCGCUACUGGCGCCGUGGGUGGUGCCGCCUCGGGUGCUAAGAACGCUGCUGGCGGUGCUGCUUCGGGCGUUACGGGCGGUGCCAAGAACGUCACCUCGGGUGUCACGGGCGGUGCCAAGAACGCCGCCAACACUGGCAAGGACACGCUCGGCAAGGCCGCUGGCCAGCCCAAGAAGGCCGGCUUCCUGACCAAGUUCAAGAGGGCGCUGCACAUCGGCAAGGAGGCCAAUGCCGCCCAGUAA
Messenger RNA from Malassezia japonica, 1317 nucleotides. RefSeq lists its product as uncharacterized. The transcript is spliced from 3 exons. NCBI's taxonomy places the organism in Eukaryota, Fungi, Basidiomycota, Malasseziomycetes, Malasseziales, Malasseziaceae. Bases 1 to 1317 code for a protein of 438 amino acids. The record is from RefSeq and is a predicted model, not a curated record.